ACCUUCCUAAGUUUUGUGUUGUUCGGGAUCUAACCCCCUGCCUACGAAUGAUCUGUCGUGCACGUCAAAUUUUUGCAUUCUUUCGAUAACAGAAUCCUGUUGCAAUACUUGUACUCUUUGGAAAUUCGUGUAGACUGACCAGAGUCCGCGAAUUUCCACGAGUCGGUCAGGCAGAUAUGACUGAAGCACAUAAUUUUGAAGCUAAUGCUAUCUCUUGUCAUGCAUGGAACAAGGAUGGAAAGGAGGUUGCCUUUUGCCCUAGUAAUAAUGACGUUCAUGUGUAUAAACGUACUCCAGGUGGAUGGAAGGUUCAUGAGAUAUUACAGAAGCAUGAUCUACGAGUAAUGGGUUUAGAUUGGGCUCCUAAUACUAAUCGUAUAGUAACAUGUUCAGCAGAUAGGAAUGCAUAUGUUUGGACCCAAGGCGAGGAUGGAAAAUGGAUUCCUGCUUGGGUCUUACUUAGAACAAACCGAGCUGCCACUUGUGUUAAAUGGUCUCCUCAAGAAAAUAAAUUUGCUGUUGGUACUGGAGAUAGAGUGAUAUCUGUUUGCCACUUUGCAUCUGAGAAUAAUUGGUGGGUAUCAAAGCACAUAAAGCGACCACUGAGGUCUACAGUAACGUGUCUCGAUUGGCAUCCUGAUAAUCAAGUACUUGUUGCUGGUUCUACGGAUUACAAGGUCCGCGUAUUCAGUGCGUACAUUAAGGAUAUGGAAGAAGCGCCAGAACGCGGUGCAUGGGGAUGUCAGCCUAAUUUAGGUAGUCUGCUCGCGGAGUUUCCAAACUCCCCCAAUGGAGGCGGGUGGGUUCAUGCUGUAGCCUUUAGUCCUUGUGGAAAUAAAAUUUGUUGGGUCGCGCAUAAUUCUUCAAUAUGCGUCGCAGAUGCUACCAAAGGCAAUACAGUCGUACGACUGUUCACUGAGCAUUUACCAUUUACUAGUUGUAUUUGGGUGGGAUCAAAUUCUAUAAUCGCGGGGGGUCAUAGCUGUAUGCCUCUGCUUUACUCAGUAGAUGACAAUGGUCAGAUCUACUUUGUAUCAAACUUGGAUAGCAUGCAGAAGAAGGAGACUUCCGGUAUAUCUGCCAUGCGAAAAUUCCAGUCCUUAGAUCGUCAAGCCAGAACCGAAAGUAGUGAGGAUAACCUGGACAGUAUACAUCAGAAUACUAUUACCAGUAUUCGCAAGUUGUCACCAACUGAAUUCAGUACCAGUAGUUUAGACGGGCAGUUGGUCCUGUGGGAUUUAAAGCUCCUGGAGAAUUCCAUCGCUGGCCUGAAAAUUGUCUGAAUUGUUGAAUUUUUGUAUACACUGUCGAAAUUUACAAUACUACAUCGAGUGCGACGAUUUAUGAAUGUUACAAUAAAAAUUACUUCAUUUCGCGUACCCUUA
This is a messenger RNA of Cephus cinctus (wheat stem sawfly), 1385 nucleotides long. RefSeq names its product actin-related protein 2/3 complex subunit 1A (gene Arpc1). Gene Ontology annotation, biological process: Arp2/3 complex-mediated actin nucleation. The record is from RefSeq and is a predicted model, not a curated record. Bases 177 to 1283 code for a protein of 368 amino acids. Gene Ontology annotation, cellular component: actin cytoskeleton; Arp2/3 protein complex. The transcript has 7 exons. Lineage: Eukaryota; Metazoa; Arthropoda; Insecta; Hymenoptera; Cephidae. Gene Ontology annotation, molecular function: actin filament binding.